Molecule: messenger RNA, 5432 nt
Organism: Microplitis mediator
Lineage: Eukaryota; Metazoa; Arthropoda; Insecta; Hymenoptera; Braconidae
Gene: Fstl5
Product: follistatin-related protein 5-like
Exons: 19
Coding region: 344-3040 (898 amino acids)
Biological process (GO): axon guidance; cell-cell adhesion
Cellular component (GO): plasma membrane; axon
Molecular function (GO): calcium ion binding; protein binding
Source: RefSeq, a predicted model, not a curated record
CAGUUACGCGCUCGCGCUUCACCAGUGAAUAAUCUUUUGUAAUUUUAUCUCUUAACGUUAUUGUCACGCGAUAUUACGGUACCUCAAGCCGGUAGUUUGUUUAGUUUUUUUUUACUUCGUAGUAAUACAGAAAAACAAAUAGCUGUAAUUUACGCGACUCGUGUUUGUGCUGUGAGUGAAUGACUGUUUUUUUUGCUCUAGUGUAAUACAUAACACCUCGAGAUUUUAUUUAUUUAUUUUUUUUUAUCAUUUUCUCAUUCUCAGUUUAAAGUUUGGACAUUUUUGUGGGAUAAAAAUUAUCGCGAGUUCCAAGUGAUCCUGAGGAGGAGGCGACCACUUUGAGAUGCAAGUGCGGUCUGCGGUCGCCGUAUCUCCAUCCAAGAUGCAGCUCAAUCUGUGGCUGACUACUCGCUUACUCGUACUACUGAUUAUCGUUUCUGCAACAGGAGCACACAAACACUCUCGACGCCAUCGGGACUCAUUAAUUACUCCAACUGAUUCGACAUCGACCACAACAAAUAGAAGCUUCAUUGAAAGUUUUCAUGAUACUUAUGAAGUAUCUCCAACCUCAGUUUUAAUUGAAGAAAAAACUCUCAAACGCGAUCCAUGUCUUGAUAAAUACUGCGGCGCGGGAAGGAAAUGCCGACUCUCACCUGAUGGAGGUGUUGCUUUGUGUGUUUGUAUUAAAAAAUGUGGUAUACGACACAGGCCUGUUUGCGGAAGUGAUGGAAAAGUUUAUGCAAAUCACUGCGAGCUCCAUCGGGCUGCUUGUAAUAAAGGAACUCCACUUACUGUCAGCAGAUUGAUGCGAUGUUUACAUCAAGAGGAUCAUCGAGAAACUCCGAAGGCUCUGCCGGUGGGCGAAGCUACUGCACCGACAUUGGGACUAAAAACUGGAAUAAUAAAUCAUCAGGAUGAUGUUAGAGAUAAUCUUGUAGACAUUGACGCCAAUGAUCUUAAUGACUGUUCUGCUCAAGAAUAUGAAAUAAUGAAGGACAAUCUUUUGCUGUAUAAUCAUGCACGAUUGAUGACUCAAGACAAUCACAGCAAGGAAUAUUUAGUCAGUAUAAUGUUCUCACAUUAUGAUCAGAAUAAUAAUGGUAAUUUGGAGCGGGAGGAAUUGGAGCAGAUUGCCGAACGUGAAGACUUGGAGCAGCUGAGCAAGGGAUGCUCUUUGGGACAUAUGAUCAGUUAUGACGAUGCCGAUAAAGAUGGACGACUUAACAUCAAUGAAUUUUACAUGGCUUUUAGCAAGCUCUAUAGUGUGUCAGUUGUUUCUCUCGACAAAUCGCUCGAGAUCAAUCACAUUUCAGCACGCGUUGGUGAUAACGUCGAGAUAAAAUGCGAUGUUACAGGCACGCCACCGCCACCCCUUGUUUGGAGGCGUAACGAAGCCGACCUGGAAGCGCUAUCGGAGCCUGAGAUUCGUGUAUUCAAUGACGGUAGCUUGUAUCUGACUCGUGUUCAAUUACUCCAUGCAGGAAAUUAUACUUGUCAUGCUUUGAGGAAUAAAGAUGUUGUCCAAACUCAUGUACUAACAGUACACACAAUACCUGAAGUAAGAGUGACACCGAGAUUACAAUCAAAACGUCCUGGAGAAGAAGCGACAAUGUCUUGUCACGUUGUUGGAGAGCCUUUGCCACGAGUCGAGUGGCUAAAAAACGACGAAUCGCUUCAUGAAGAAGACAAGUACGAAGUUGUUGGCAAUGGAACAAAACUUAUUGUCAGAAAUAUUGGAUACGCUGACACUGGAGCUUAUAUGUGUCAAGCUACAAGUAUCGGUGGACUUACUCGCGAUAUCAGCAGCUUGGUUAUUCAAGAACAACCGACACCAACAGCGGCUAAUGAAGAACGGAGGUUCUUUUCAUUUCACGAAUGGGGUAUAUCCGUUUACGAGCCGUCUGCUUGUCGACUUUAUCAUCAAAUUCAUUCCACUGAUAUUAUACCUGGGACGCAGGAGUAUGUUUGUGGAGAAAAGGAUAUACCAUGCAGCUGGGGGCGAGCUAUCAACGUUGCUAAUCGUUAUGUUUACGUAACACAGCCUGAGAAAGAUAGAAUUUUAGUUAUCAGCAAAAUUCAGAUGGUCGUUGUUGAUGUCGUAGCAACAGACAAAUACCCAGUCGAGCUCCAGUAUGUACCGGCACUAGAUCAAGUUUGGGUACUGAAUUGGCGAAGCGAACGUAACAUCGGUAUCAAAACAAUUCAAGUAAUCAGAGAUGCAGCCCAAAAAAGAAAACAUCACACAGUACAUCCGGAACCUAUUGAUGGACAAUUUGAUUUAGUCCGCGGUCUCUAUAUUCCCUUUCUCCAGGAUAUCGGUCACAUGUUUAAAUACGGAUACGUCACUCAUACUAAUCAACGGGGCAUGUACAAGCUUGAUCUAGCAAACAUGCGGUACACCAGAAGCGCCGAUCUCGCACCAUACAAUUGCGUCCCCGCCCACAUUCAAUUUCCAGCCUUGUAUGGAUUUGUGAUAUUACAAUGCGAGGAACCAAUUACGGGCAAAGCAACGGGGCAACUUCUAUUAGAUUACUUGACGGAUACGGUUUUGUCUCACAAACCAGGACUUAUCGGGAAACCCAUGGUAUCACCAGAUUCACGUCACGUUGUCACGUUGGACAAACAAGCCAGUGGAGUUAUACUUGUUGUCCAAGAAAUACUACCAAAUGGUUUGAAAUUUUCAUUUGACGUUAAAACGACAUUGAAUAUCAGCGAUAUUACCUUUUAUCCAUCACAAACAACUCAUGGAUAUGAUUUAUAUGCUUCGUCAACAGAUAAAGAAGACAUACUCUUUCUUAAUUUAGCUACAGGUAAAGUAGAAAUGAUAACAGGCGUGGGAAAAGCAAUGCCGAUGAAUUUAACGAAAUGGGGUAAUCCAAACAGGGCAAUUGUCCAAAGUGGUAUAUUUGGACGUUAUAUGGUGAGUCCAUCGAAUGAAGCUCUCUUUGUAUUAAAUGGAGAGACACGAACGGUCAACUGUGAAAUCGGUGGUCUCGUACAUCCGGGUCAAGUUGUGUGGUUCACAGUAGCACUUCAUUAGAAUUUAAUUGCUGUAUUAUUUAAAUAAUAUUUCCCGAUAAAAAAAAAUCUUUAUUUAUUUUAAAAACCAAACAAGUGGCCUCAAAUUGUCUUUUGAAAAUAAAUAAUAAAUAAUAAUAAUAAAGUAAAUAAUAAAUUAAAGACGAUGAGGAUUUUAAAUUUAUGGGAACCAUUUUUUUGUUCCUAAUGUAAGAAAAAUUUUUUCAUAAAAUAAUAAUAAAUGUCAUUUGCCAUAAAAGACCAUUGCCACUGUGUGAAAUCGUUCGUAAAAAAAAAGAAAAAAACAAGAAAAGACAAAAAAAAAUAUCAUUCUAUAUAAAAUGUAUAAUUGAUAUAAUUAUUAAGACCCACCGUACACAAUAACUAGAAAUAAAAAUUAAUAUUAUUGUCAUGUUAUUGAUAACGUUGUUACGCAAUUAUUGUAAGAAGUAAUUGAUAUAGCAUUUUUAUGAAACAAACAAAAAAGAAAAAAAAAUCUACUUGCCCCAGAUAUAAAUUUAAGUAAUUUCUCGUCUCUUUAUCCAAUUAAAAAUUAAUAAUUAUUCGUAUAAAUAAUUAUAAGCGGUGAUGAAUCGCGUGAAAUUAUUUAUGCACGAGUAAUUAACUAUUUAAAUUGAAUUACAUUUAUUUGUAAUUUAAUCUAGCUCCUGCAAACUAAUGUUAUUAUUUAUCAAAAUCUCUUUUUGAAAAUUAUUUCGCUCGUUUGGUCGUCUAUUGUAUCUAGAAAAACCAAAAAAAAAAUAAAAAUAAAAAUAAAAAAAAAUGUCUAGAUUUAGUAGAAAUAAUAUGUAAAAAGCGAAGAAUUAUUUUGUUAACGUUGUCCAUAUCGGGAUAUGUAUUUAAAAUCUGUUGUAUCGCGCGUAAAUAAUUAAAAAGAUAAAUGAUAAUAAUAUUUACGUAUUUGUAAUAGUUGUUGCAAGUUUACGUUAUGGUAAUUAUUUAAUGUAUGAGAAAAAGUAUGUUGACACCUGAAUUGUUACGUCGCGAAGCAACAGAAUUAAUAAUGAAAAAAUAAAUAAUGAUAUUAGAUAUUUAAAUAUAUAAUAUACAUAUAUUUAUAUUUAUAAUGGAAAGAUAAAACGUAUAUAUUGAACAAAAAUAAUAAUAAUAAUAUAAAUGCAUAGCACGAUUACCCACCUGCUGUGAAAAUGUGAAAAGAAAAAUCCGAUAAUAGUAUUAUGAUUAAAAACUAAACUAAACAAAAACAUACAGAAUUUGCGAAUAGAACACAUGACUGAACAAAGAAUAAAAUAAUAAUUAUAAGAGUAAUUUAUCUAUUUUUUUUUUGCAUCGAUAAGCCCUUAUGUCAAUAACUUAAAUAUUCGCUCGUUAAAUAUUCAGCAAUAAUAUGUAAAAUUUUAAUUAUUAUUUAUUGUUUGAACAUUGACAUGAAUUAUUAACAUUUAAUAUUUUGUUGAUAUUCAGUUAUUGACAUUAGAGGAAAUGAUUUAAAUAAAAAACAGCUUUGCAAUCGGCGCCUAGAAGAGAAUAAUGUCUAAUCAAGACUAAAUCUCUGUUUCGCAUGUCAAGGCAAACUUAAUCUAGUCAUAAAUAAAUAAAAAAUUUUACAAAUGUCCCUAUCAUCAUCAUUACCGUCAUUUAAUCACCAUCAUUACCAUUAUUAUCACGCUAUCAUUAAAUCAUAAUCAUCUUUAAUAAAUUUAUAACACUUGGAUAAUGUCAAAAUCAAUUGAUAAACAAAUAAAUAAAUAUAUAUGUAAAUAUUUUCGUGUAAUUCGAUAAAAAGGAAAACAAUUUAUGACAAAUAGCUAUUUGUAUCAUACAAAACAAAACAACAAACACGAAAAGAUUUUUUAAAUAAAAAAAUUACCAUAAAUCUUCAAUAAAUAUUAAGAGUUCACUUCUUUUUGUUUGUUGAGUUUUUUUUGGUUUUUAAUGAAAAUUAUUCAAAUCAGAAACAUACAAUUCAUAAUAAAUAUAAUUCGUAAGUAAUGACACAACAAUAAUUACUGUAUAUUCGUGUGUGUGUUUGUUAAGAUACAUUCCUUGUAAUAAAAAUUCAAUAUAAAUAAUUUAAUAAAUAAUAAUAUAAGCCCACAAUUAAUUUCCCUUUCUUUUUUUAAUUAUUUUAAGAAUUUUGAUUGGAAAAAAAAAAUAUAUGUACUAUUAUCAUUACUUACUACUAUUAGAUAGUAUAUAUAUAUAUAAAAUAAAAAAAAAGACGUAACAAUUGUUUUCAACAGUCAUUUUUGUUUGCUUUAUUAUUUAUUAAAAAUUACGCUUAUGAGAUUGAUUUGUUUUGUUAUUUAUUUAUUUUUAUUAAAAACUCGACGCAUUCUCAAUGUAAUUUCUUAUAUUUUAUUUGCACAGUACUAAUCAACUCGUUAUUUUUUUUUUUUUUAUUUAUUUAAAUUUAAAACUGUAAACUAAAA